Messenger RNA from Saprolegnia parasitica CBS 223.65, 852 nucleotides. RefSeq lists its product as hypothetical. Bases 1 to 852 code for a protein of 283 amino acids. The record is from RefSeq and is a predicted model, not a curated record. Lineage: Eukaryota; Oomycota; Saprolegniomycetes; Saprolegniales; Saprolegniaceae. The transcript has a single exon.
AUGGUCGCUGGAGCGUGCUCGACGAAGACGACGACGGGCGCCGAGCCAGCCCCCUGCGCUGACCCAGUGAAGCGCAUCAACCAAGCGAUCGAGGCUCUGGACUGGGACGACGUGCAGGUCGCCUUCGACGUGAUCGAUAAGGACGGCUUCCGGGUGUGCUCUGCGACCGAGGCCGCCUGGGACAGCUACGUCGAGUCCGAGGACCAAGCGAUGAAGUCGAGCGCCUUUGAGUUUAGAGACGACUCGAUUUAUCUCAUCGAGAUAAGCGGUGGUCUUCAUGCCACCAUUGCCAUGGGCAUCGACGACGCGAUGCUGGAGGCCACGGGGCCGGAGGCCACGGGAACGGACCAUCGCGUCUUUAGGGCUUUCCGCGACGCGUACGUCAACACGACCCUUGAACCAGCGGCAAGCAAGCUGCCCAAGCUCUCGCCGGACUGCUGCUACGGUCCAGCUCGCGACAUUGGCGCCAUCAAACCUCCCCGCGUCCACUGGAACGAAUUCCAUACGUUCAAGGUUGAGGUCGGAGUCUUCCAAGGCUGGCGAAGCAUGAACGCCAAGGUCGUCCAGUAUCGCGUCUUUCCCGGUCUGCGCUACGUGCUCUGCGUCUUUGUCUCGCCCGACAUGAGCGUCCGUGAGUACAAGCUUUUCUCGAUCACCAACAACGAGCUUGAAGGCGAGGCCCCAGCCCGCGUCAACCCGAUCCCGAUCACGGCCGCUACCCGUAUCGUGCUAGACGGUCGUCGACUCUUGGCGCUACCAGACGAAUUGGCUCUUCCCGGGCGCUUUCCCGCCGAGGUGUCUCUCGAUUUGCACCCGAUCUUGGAAGACGCCUUGCUCUACGACGAGGAUUGA